Messenger RNA from Metschnikowia bicuspidata var. bicuspidata NRRL YB-4993, 360 nucleotides. RefSeq lists its product as uncharacterized. The record is from RefSeq and is a predicted model, not a curated record. NCBI's taxonomy places the organism in Eukaryota, Fungi, Ascomycota, Pichiomycetes, Serinales, Metschnikowiaceae. The transcript is spliced from 2 exons. Bases 1 to 360 code for a protein of 119 amino acids.
AUGUUCAGAAACUUUGCCCUUCCCUGGUUCAAGAAAUCGAGCCUGCCGCUCCCCCUGGCCGACGUGCCCAAGUCGUUCACCCUUUCUGGCGGCAACGAUAGUCACACCUACAAAGUGUCUAUGGAAGACACAAGCCGCGGCCUUAUCGAAGAACAAGAAACAGACCUCCCGGGUGGCCCGGCCAAGACGGCAAGGCCCAGUGGAAUCGUGGGCCGGGCUGGCCGGCCUGGCCCGGCCGCCGCGGAUCUGCCCGAAAUGGACGACGACUCCAUCCACGAGAAAUUCAAGACCAACAACUACUUUUUGAAGAACAAGGUGUACAAGCAGAGCGACCGAAACCCCAAGCGGAAGGUCCUCUGA